Mizuhopecten yessoensis (Yesso scallop) is the source of this 837-nucleotide messenger RNA. RefSeq names its product short stature homeobox protein 2-like. The record is from RefSeq and is a predicted model, not a curated record. The transcript is spliced from 4 exons. NCBI's taxonomy places the organism in Eukaryota, Metazoa, Mollusca, Bivalvia, Pectinida, Pectinidae. Gene Ontology annotation, biological process: regulation of transcription by RNA polymerase II. Gene Ontology annotation, molecular function: sequence-specific double-stranded DNA binding; DNA-binding transcription factor activity, RNA polymerase II-specific. Gene Ontology annotation, cellular component: nucleus. The coding region runs from base 1 to 837 and encodes 278 amino acids.
AUGGAAGGUCUAGCCGAAUUUGUCUCAAAAUCCUUUAGCGAUGACAACGAGGAUGUAAACAAACCAACGAAACCGUCGAUGACAUCAGCGUCAACAACGAUAAAAUGUGAAGAAAAGAUUGUAGUAGAUGAUAACCAGCAGGAAGCUACGGACUUACGAAUUGUACAUAAAGACGAGGAUCAAUCUAAAACACUUCCCCCAUGUGACCCCACCCCAAAACUGGACACCCUGGACGUCGUCACGGACGGUUCGGACACAGAGACUAUAGGGGAUAGGACUGAGAUUAGUGAGGAUGGCCAGCCUAAACUGAAACAACGCCGAAGUAGAACCAACUUCACCUUGGAACAACUGAACGAGCUGGAAAGACUGUUCGACGAAACACACUACCCUGACGCCUUUAUGCGGGAGGAACUCAGUCAGCGCCUAGGCCUGUCAGAGGCCAGAGUGCAGGUCUGGUUCCAAAAUCGGCGAGCAAAGUGCCGCAAACACGAGAGUCAGAUGCAGAAAGCUGGAAUCAUGAUGCAGUCACAAGGAACUCCCCUGGACGCAUGUAGGAUGGCCCCGUUUGUCAAUAUGACCCAGGUUCCAAGGGAGCCCGUGGAUCGCCUCCAUUUUGCACCAUUUCUACCUUACUACCAACUUCAUGCUGCAUCAGCAGCUGCGGCGUCGGCGACUCCACACCAGCCUAUCCACCCAUUACUGUUGUACCACCACCACUACGCCGCCGCUUUAAACUAUGCUACGCUGCACGACAGUAGCUUUAAAUCGUCUAAAAACUCGAGCAUCGCCGACCUCCGGCUUAAGGCGAGGCAACAUUUGGCCUCGCUUGGUAUAUGA